AUGAACAUUGAACAAGCAGAGAGUAACAAACAACUGCAACAGAAUGAAGUCGAAGCAUUGUCUUCAAUCUAUCCACACUUGAACAUCUCAACAACAUCAAGAUCGACAGAACUCUAUUCAUUAUGGAUCACUCCUGACAAUGAUACAGACACAAACUACAAUGAUACAACAACAGAGUCAGAGAAUGAGGAUUCAAUGUUAUUGUUCUCAUUCACAUAUACAUCAGAGUACCCUAGUAAUCAACCACCAAGUGAUAUCACUGUGAAGAGUGGAUGGUUGCUACCAGAGCAUGGUGAGCAUCUUGUCAAACAAAUGCUACCUCUAUUCAUACCUGGCGAGUUGGUCAUCUUUCAAAUGAUCGUAUGGCUACAAGAGAAUGCUGUCAAAUGUAUUGAACAAUACAUCAAUCAUCAAUCAUCAAUCAAACAUGUUAAUUCCAGUCGAAGGCAACGCCAACAACAACGACAAGUCAACACAAACACUGCCACAGUGCUCAAGGAUGAGUCUAUCAUCCCCUCAAUGCCAACACAACCAACACCAACUAUAUAUACUGGACAACCGAUAACUGAUAAGAAGAGUAAAUUCCAAGCACAUCUGGCCAUCGUCCACUCCGAAGAGGAGGUCAAUCUCGUCUUGGACAAACUGCUACUCAACAAGAAGAUAGCGGACGCCACACACAACAUGUACGCCUUUAGGAUAAAGAUGCCCAAUGGACAGAUUAAUGAAUAUUGUGACGAUGAUGGCGAAGCUGGAGCAGGCGACAAGAUGCUGUUUACACUGAUACGCAAUCAAUGUGAAGAGGUGUUGGUAGUUGUUACUAGAUGGUUUGGAGGAGUAUUGCUUGGUGGUGCACGUUACCAUCACAUCAUUAACGUCACCAAAGAGAUGAUACAGUUAUACCAAACGAAGCAACUGACAUCUUCCAACAUCACUGUUACUCUAUAA
Molecule: messenger RNA, 945 nt
Organism: Acytostelium subglobosum LB1
Lineage: Eukaryota; Evosea; Eumycetozoa; Acytosteliales; Acytosteliaceae
Exons: 2
Coding region: 1-945 (314 amino acids)
Biological process (GO): regulation of translational initiation
Cellular component (GO): cytoplasm
Molecular function (GO): protein binding
Source: RefSeq, a predicted model, not a curated record